This is a messenger RNA of Astyanax mexicanus (Mexican tetra), 1420 nucleotides long. It is a transcript of the gene sfxn2, whose product is annotated as sideroflexin 2. Gene Ontology annotation, molecular function: monoatomic ion transmembrane transporter activity. The transcript is spliced from 12 exons. Gene Ontology annotation, cellular component: mitochondrial inner membrane. Bases 133 to 1098 code for a protein of 321 amino acids. The record is from RefSeq and is a predicted model, not a curated record. Lineage: Eukaryota; Metazoa; Chordata; Actinopteri; Characiformes; Acestrorhamphidae. Gene Ontology annotation, biological process: monoatomic ion transport; serine import into mitochondrion.
AUCAUCGGGUGCCAGCUAGAAACACGUUGUUGUGCUGCUGAAGCCGCUAAAGCUCGGGACCUGCACUGGUGUAAGGAGGGGUAACUCACUUUCUCUGCUGUGUUGAUUUACUGUCGGGAGACUGAAGACACCAUGGCGGAUCUGACUGGCUUCAAUAUUGACGCCCCGCGCUGGGACCAGUCCACCUUCAUGGGACGUCUCAAACAUUUCUUCAACAUUACAGACUGCCGCACUGCCCUCCUGCCUGACUCCAAACUGGAUGAAGCCAAAGCCUUAGUAGAGAGCUGCAGAGCAGGGUCUACCCCUCCAGGUACCACUGUGGAACAGCUGCAUUAUGCCAAGAAGCUCUAUGACUCAGCAUUUCACCCUGACACUGGCGACAGGAUGAAUCUGAUCGGCAGAAUGUCUUUCCAAGUGCCUGGGGGCAUGGCCAUCACGGGCUUCAUGCUGCAAUUCUACAGGACAGUUCCUGCUGUGGUGUUUUGGCAGUGGGUUAAUCAGUCCUUCAACGCUCUGGUCAACUACACCAACCGCAAUGCGGCUUCUCCAAUCACACCAAAGCAGAUCGGUGUGGCUUAUGCAACAGCGACAAGCACUGCACUGGCCACUGCUGUGGGUCUGAACCUCUACACAAAGAAAGCUCCGCCUCUGGUGGCUCGCUGGGUGCCUUUUGUAGCCGUGGCUGCAGCUAACUGUGUAAACAUCCCCAUGAUGAGGCAACAGGAAAUCCUGAAUGGCAUUGCUGUAACAGAUGAAAAUGGCAAUAAGCUCGGCCACUCUAGGAAAGCUGCAGCAAAGGGCAUCACACAGGUGGUGAUUUCUCGAGUCACCAUGGCAGCGCCAGGCAUGAUUAUUCUUCCUAUUAUAAUGCAAAGACUAGAAAAAUACAGAUUUAUGCAGAAAAUUACAUUUCUCCAUGGACCAUUGCAAGUUAUGAUGGUUGGAGUAUUCCUGAUCUUCAUGGUGCCAGCGGCCUGUUCACUGUUUCCACAGCAAUGCUCUAUGGCUGUGUCCAAGCUGGAGCCAGAGCUCAGAGAGUCCAUCCUUUCCCAGUAUGGAGAGAAGGUCAAAUAUGUCUACUUCAACAAGGGCUUGUGAUGCUGGUUACACUAAUGCUUCUAGGGUUUGAGGGACUGCAUGAGGUGGACCAUAUGGAUCAUCAUAUUUUAUGCUUGUAUGCAGACAUGUGGUACAUAUUGCUGUUUUUUCUUAAUGAUUAACAAUUGAUUUUGACAAAAAUCUUGUAAGGAAAAAAAAAAUGAAUGGCUUCAAGUUUGGGCCUUCAGCCCUCUCUCCAAAGACCUCUAGACUGUCUAUCUUUAUUACUAACUAUGGCUGGGGAAAAAGCUGUAGAAAAAUAACUACCUUUCUCUGGUAAGAUGCAAGUUGUAACUGAAUAAAGUGUAAAGUGUGACUUCUA